Molecule: messenger RNA, 3387 nt
Organism: Nylanderia fulva
Lineage: Eukaryota; Metazoa; Arthropoda; Insecta; Hymenoptera; Formicidae
Product: atrial natriuretic peptide-converting enzyme
Biological process (GO): proteolysis
Molecular function (GO): serine-type endopeptidase activity; protein binding
Source: RefSeq, a predicted model, not a curated record
AACAGCAAGAAGGUAGAAAAUAAAAAGAAACGAGGAAAGGGGUAAAUUAUAAGUUAAAAAUGAGAUUCGGAAGAUACGAAGACACGAGUGAGCACAGGAAAAGAGAGGGACAAAUGAGGGAGAGAUGAGGGAUAGGCGUCCUUGCUUCAAACUAGUCCAUAACUGUACGCACGGACGCCGUGGAGAACCGGUAAUGACGUGAAAGUGCAUCCACGAGUGAGAAGGUAGGCAGGCAGGCAGACAGACCACCGCUCUCCUGGCAGUAUCGCCACGUUCGAAACAAUCCUCUGGAUCGUGUGGCCGCAGUACCGCUGGAGAAAUUGUCCGCCUUUCGACGAGCAAAGUGCGCGCCUGAGUGAAGUGGCAAACGUUGUUCGUCGCGCGAGCAUUCGUUCAUUUCUGUUCUUCGAGUACGCUUUCAUCCUCGUCGCGAUUCGGCCAGUUCACAUUUGUGUCCUGAAUGAUUUUUCAAUUUUCAGUGAGGUGAUUUCGACGCAAUUUUGUGAAAGACGCAGUGUGUCGAUCGAAAAGUGAUCGAGACGCUAAUAUCUUUGCUCGCAAGAGACAAGUGAGAGGCAUACAAGAAAUGCAUCUUGUCAAUAGACAAUCUUGCAAUUCCUAAAAACCAAAAACACACACGAGCGGAAGAUAAUUAUUUCCGUAUAGUCAUCCGAUACCGUUAAGACACACGCUGAAGAAAAAAGACUCCACAAUGAACCUCACGGCUCUUCGAGCUAAUCAAGUUCUGGAAAAGAAGCGCUAACAAAGCUCGAGAACGAUCAUAGAUAAAAAAAAAUGACCGUCGCGAUGGAACACAAGCGGAAGAGUUCGUGGGACUCAAAGAUUUCGGUGAGUACAGUGAGUACCAGAAGAUUCAGCCGUGCAGGAACACCAAGCUCGAUUCUAUCAUCCGACAGCGACAUUCGAUUCACGAGAAAACUCGGUGGCCAAUAUCGCUGCGGAUGCUGCGUCCUCGCUGCUUUCUUAUUCUUCCUCCUCUUCUCUGGUGUCUCUAUAUACCUCGGCUAUACGUUCCUCACUUCGGAUUCACCGGGCGAUCAAAUAUUUCUCGCAACAUUCCGAGUUACCAGAGGUGACUCCUUCACCGCAGACUUAGCAGAUCCCUCCACUGAGACUUUCCGGAUACGAUCGCGGGAAUAUCGUGAUCGCUUUAAUCUUAUCUUUCGCCGCAGCUGGCUAAAAUUAUCAUUUCUUACGGCAGAUGUUUUAGCGCUUGAUGGGGUGGAAGGCCGCGAUUUGGUGGUACAUUUUGAGAUUAGGUUCGAUCCGCGAUAUCAGACUAUAACUACUGGAAAUAUCGUGGACAUUCUGUCGCGGGAAUUAAAUCCCGAAACAUCGCGCUAUUUGGCGAAUCUGACAAUAGAGAUGAAGAGUCUCGAAGUACAAGAAAGUCUAAAGGCCCUGAACGCUCAAAUUAAUCCACAAUCAUCCAUCUCGACAUUACCGCCUACAACGACAGCACCUCCGCCAAGAAAAUGCAACAAGCUGGACUUGCCUUAUUGUAAACAUCUCCCUUAUAAUAUUAGCUCGUAUCCAAAUAUAUUGGAGCAUAAAUCGUUGGCAGAUGUCGAAGAGGAUGUUAUUGCUUUCAGAGAACUAGUGGACGCGGAAUGCUAUCCAUUGGCCUACGACUUUAUCUGUCAGGUGCUGCAGCCUGCGUGUCAAUUGGGUCAUCCGGAAGAUGUGCUGCAGUUGCCUUGUAGGAGCUUUUGCAGGGAAUUUUGGAAUGGAUGCGGCAGUCGUCUUUCUGAGAAGAUAAAACGGGCCUUGGAUUGUUCCAAUUUUCCCGAAUAUAUCGGGCCUGGUAGUUGCAGACCAAAGCCAGGAUGUGUGCAAGCACUUCAGUCUAAAGCUUUAUCACCGAGAAUUUGCGACGGCGUAAUCGAUUGUCCGGAUCUUUCGGAUGAAAAAAACUGUGCCUAUUGUCGAGAUGGUUACAUGCAUUGCGGAGUAGGAAGAACCUGUAUUCCGCAUACAAAACGAUGCGAUGGCAAAGUGGACUGUCCGAAUGGCAGCGAUGAAAAAGAUUGUCUACUUUUGGCACCGAGCGUGCAUGUAUUAAAAUCACAAUCUUGGAGCACACCUCAUGUCGCGAAAUACAAUAAAGAGGGAUAUGUUGUAUUUAGUGAAAAAGGUACUAUUGGCAAACUUUGUACGGCAAAUCUAAAUGCUACCUUACCAGAAACUGAAAUGGAUAAUGUUCUUCAAACGGCAGCAAGCUCACUCUGUACUUUACUCACAUAUACUGGCGUAGCUCUUGUUGAAGUAAGAAUUGAUGACGAAGAAGAUGUCCCAUAUGUAUACAUGGAAGAUCCAUCAGCACCGGAAAUCACUUUUGUCAGGGCUCCUUGUCCUAGCAAGGAAGUCCUAUACGUUCGUUGUUCCGAUCUUGAAUGUGGAAUACAACCUUUACGUACAAGUGACGGAACUCAAAGUCUUAAUAAGAUGGCAGAACCCGGUGACUGGCCUUGGCAUGUUGCGCUUUUCAAGGAGGGAGUUCAUGUUUGCGAUGCUACUCUUGUGGCGGAAAAUUGGUUGCUCACAACUGCGUAUUGCUUUCAAGGUCAACCCAAAGCAGAAUGGUCGGCUAAACUUGGUGUCGUACGACUAUCGAGUACAUCACCUUGGCAACAAGAACGCAGAAUCGUUGGCAUGAUUAAAUCACCGGUGGAAGGUACGACUGUUCUGAUAAAACUGGAUAGACCAGUAACUUUCUCGGAUUUUGUGAGACCAAUUUGCUUGCCCUCCAACGAAGACUCACCGAGCAAUACAUCACAAUGCAAUACUUUGGGUUGGGCAAGAAAUCGUGAUUUAUUACAAAGAGUACAGUUGAAACAUAGUGCAAUGGAAAAGUGUGAAAAUAUUAGUAUUCCUUCGGUGAACAGUGUUUGCACUGAGCAAGCAUAUUCCAUGGACGAUUGCAAUGAAGAAGAACUCGCUGGCAGUCCAAUGUUGUGCCUUCAAACAGAUAAUCGAAGAUGGGUUUUGGCUGGUAUUGGUAAUUGGAGAAUAGCUUGCUCAAAGGAUGGCAUCGAAAGGCCUCGAUUAUACGAUAAAAUUGCAUCACAUAUUGACUGGAUUAAAUCUACCAUUAGUUGAAAGCUUUAAUUGAAUUACUCAAAUAAGCAUUAUCUUUUAAAUAUUUCUCAACGAACGGAAUAUAUUCUCGAAUCUUAAAAAUCGAGUGAAAAAAAAUAAUGUGCAUCGUAAUCCAAAAUUGUGACUUAUAUCAAAGUUAGAAAUUACUGUUACAUGAUCGAUUGUUAUUAUACGCUGAUACAUUUAAUUGUGUCUGUUUUGUAUAUGUUACCUGUUAUUAAUAUAUAAUUUUGCCAGAUAAAAAUAUAUUUUCCAUUUAUUACCGAA